AAGUGGGUUCGUUAUAUUUGGCAUCGGCAAUCAACUUGCGGAGCAGGAUCCAUUUCCAGAUAUCCUUAUUCGCAAGGCGACGGAAUCGACGACGCAAUAACCCGAAGGGCUUGCGCAGGCAGCCAUAGCUCCCUCUCCCCUGCUCGUCAUUGCCACCAAACACUAUUUCUAAGGGAUGCAGGGAAAAUCUUUGGCUUCUCCUUUGUUGACUUUUGAUUCGGCAACACGCUACUGCUUGUGUUCACAUGAUCAUGCAACAGCUGUGAAAAAUACUGCGACUCUGAAUGUGAACUCUUUUGGUCGUGCUCUACCGAUUGUGAUUAGGGGAACCUGGACUUCAACCUGUCCAUCCAAGAAAUGGCAGCUGCAUUCAACUGCACAAACGGAAGGCAUAACUUUGAGUAAUGAAAAUAGGAAAACAUGGGAUGAAUGCAGACAAGCUCUCUCAGCAUUUAAAUUUGGUUUUGAGGAAGAAGAUAAAAUUCUAGGGAAAGCAUUUGGCCAGAUCCAUUCACCUUACUGGGGUGAAGAACGAAGAAAAGAAAUCCCAGAAUUUGAAACUGUUGAUGUGAUCUUGGAUUAUCUUAGGAGUUUAGGCCUUUCAGAUGAUGAUCUCUGCAAGCUUCUCAAAAAGUUCCCAGAAGUUCUUGGAUGCAGUCUAGAAGAUGAGUUAAGGAACAAUGUGUUCGUCCUGGAAAAGGAAUGGGGGAUAAAAGGCAAGUCUCUUCGAAACUUACUUCUCCGCAAUCCAAAAGUGUUGGGUUAUAAUUUUGAUUGUAAGGGCGAUUGUAUGGCGAAAUGCACUCGCUGUUGGGUUCGAUUCUAGUUGUCCAGUAUGCAGCAUAUGUUUCUGUUUGUGUGCAUAGAUUUUUCCCUUUUCCCUUUCACUAGGGGAGCAGUGUAGCAUUCUGUUUGCGUUAUAAAGCUCUUAUACAAUGUAAAGGGUCCCAAAUUAGUUUUAGAGAAAGCUCUUCUAUAAUGUAUGGUGUAAAUUAUUUGAAGAGUGUAUACUUGUACCAAUUUAUUGUGAUAUGGUUUUCUUAUGUUAA
Molecule: messenger RNA, 1049 nt
Organism: Malania oleifera
Lineage: Eukaryota; Viridiplantae; Streptophyta; Magnoliopsida; Santalales; Ximeniaceae
Exons: 3
Coding region: 176-826 (216 amino acids)
Biological process (GO): regulation of DNA-templated transcription
Molecular function (GO): double-stranded DNA binding
Source: RefSeq, a predicted model, not a curated record